Messenger RNA from Vicia villosa (hairy vetch), 609 nucleotides. Its product is annotated as ATP synthase subunit epsilon, mitochondrial. Gene Ontology annotation, molecular function: proton-transporting ATP synthase activity, rotational mechanism. Gene Ontology annotation, cellular component: mitochondrial inner membrane. The coding region runs from base 179 to 391 and encodes 70 amino acids. The record is from RefSeq and is a predicted model, not a curated record. NCBI's taxonomy places the organism in Eukaryota, Viridiplantae, Streptophyta, Magnoliopsida, Fabales, Fabaceae. Gene Ontology annotation, biological process: proton motive force-driven mitochondrial ATP synthesis. The transcript is spliced from 3 exons.
GGCUUAUGAAUUCCCAAAAUCUUAUGAUCCAAUAUAACGAAAACGAAUACUUCUCGCAACUCUCGCCUGAGGAAUCCAAUCUGAACACUCACAACCACCGAUAGAACUUAACCUCCGCGAACGAACCCUAGCUUCUGCCUCUUCAUCUUCAACUCAGGGCCUUAUCAUCAAUCAAUCAAUGGCAUCAACCGGAGCAGUCCCAUUCUGGAGGGCAGCGGGGAUGACAUACAUAACUUACUCCAACAUAUGCGCGAAUCUUGUCAGGAAUGCCCUGAAGGAACCUCACAAGACCGAAGCUAUUGCUCGUGAGAAAGUCCAUUUCUCUCUUUCGAAAUGGGUUGAUGGCAAACCUGAAAAACCUACUCUUCGUUCAGACACCCCAGAUGCUUGACUUGGAAUGAGUGGAAGCUAUGCAUGCGGAAUUCUUUGAGAUCUGCUGGAAGUUAAUUGACAUUUUGAACCUUGUGGAUUUUAUAUUUUCCAUUGUUGUUUUUUUGUCCAUGAUAUGGCACAUGCAGCAAUUUGGAUUUGCAUGGUUAGUCUUGUAAUAAUUAAAGUUUGAGCACAACAAAAUUGGGUCACAAGUUUAUGAAAUAAUUUUCAUGAUAA